This is a messenger RNA of Selaginella moellendorffii, 3897 nucleotides long. Its product is annotated as respiratory burst oxidase homolog protein F. Gene Ontology annotation, cellular component: plasma membrane. Gene Ontology annotation, molecular function: peroxidase activity; calcium ion binding; NAD(P)H oxidase H2O2-forming activity. The record is from RefSeq and is a predicted model, not a curated record. Bases 525 to 3413 code for a protein of 962 amino acids. The transcript is spliced from 14 exons. Lineage: Eukaryota; Viridiplantae; Streptophyta; Lycopodiopsida; Selaginellales; Selaginellaceae.
UUUUUCCCUCCUCCUCUUCUCCACCUCUUCUAAAACCUAUUUCUAUGAGCGUUCCAGCGGAGGGCUCAAUUCUCCGCCACUCCUGGAGCUCGAAUUCGCGAUCGAGCUCGAUUCUCCUCCACCACUGCAUGGGCGCUUUAGGCAGAUCCCUUUUCCCAAGGAUUGGAGGCUAGACUCUCAAAAGGAAGUGAGUGGAGGAGCUCGGACUCCACCUCGGACACCGGGGGCACCGACCUCGGGCACCCGGCUACGCGCUUUUGCUUAACAUUCUUUCUUUUAUCUUUGCUUUGGUAUCUACUUACGGCCACCAUUCUCCAUUCUUCCUCCUCUCCGUGUGAGCACGGGAAGCAUCCGGGUGGUGAUGAGACGAAGAAAAAAGGAGGAGGAGCCACGACUGUAGCGCAGAAACUCUUCUUUUCUUGGUAGAUAGAUCGAUAGAUCGAUCUUGGUAGAUUGCGACCUUUCCAGUGGAAGAAAUUUCCACAGCGUGGAUUUUUCUUUGGCGGCCGGUUUGAUUGAUUGCAAUGAGACAGGGAAGAUCCAGCCACCAAGCACAAGAGCUCUCGAUUCAUCCCAGCUAUGGAGGCCGAGGAGGAGGAGGAGGUGGAGGGGGAGCUCACAUCGCCACAGUGCCACUGCGAUGGGACCAGGCGCUGGAUCACAGCAGUGGCGGUGGCGCCAUCGCCCAGCACCACUUCGUGGAGGUGACGCUGGAUGUGCGCGACGACUCGGUGAAGCUGAGGAGCGUGAAUCCCACCAUCGCCGCCGCCGCGGUGCAGUGUAGCGGCGGCGGCGGCGAGGAGCACCCCGAGAGGAACCUCCUCGCGCCCGCGCCGGUGGCUGCGCUGGAUCACCAGCAGCACUGGGCGGACAAGAGAUCGCUGCGCAGCUCGCUCAAGCGCACCGCCUCCAACACGUCCAGCCGGAUGAAGCAGCUGUCCCAGGAGCUCAAGCACGCGGCCGCGCGCGUCCUCUCCUCGCGAUUCAACCCCGACGCCAUCGCCGCCGCCACCGCCGCCGCGACGAGCUCCUCGAGCAGCGGUGGUGCGCAUGCUGGCUCUUCGCGGCCCAGGUACCUCUCGCGAUCCAAGUCGGGCGCCGAGAACGCGCUCCACGGGCUGCGAUUCAUCACCAAGGCCGGCGCCAACGCGGCCGAUCGAUCCGCGCUGUGGAAGAGCGUGGAGGAGCGAUUCGACAAGCUGGCGUCGCCCGAGGGGCUGCUCAAUCGCGGCGAUUUCGGGCAAUGCAUUGGGAUGAAGGACUCCAAGGAGUUUGCGGGCGAGCUCUUCGACGCGCUGGCGAGGAAGAAGGGGAUGACCAACGCGGAGCAAAUCUCCAAGAGGGAUCUCUACGAGUUUUGGCUCCAGAUCUCGGAUCAGAGCUUCGAUGCGCGAAUGCAGAUCUUUUUCGACAUGUGUGACAAGAAUGCCGAUGGCCGGAUCUCCGAGGAGGAAGUCAAGGAGGUGAUCAUGCUCAGCGCCUCCGCCAACAAGCUCUCCAAGCUCAAGGAGCAAGCCGAGGAGUACGCCGCGCUGAUCAUGGAGGAGCUCGAUCCCGACAACUUGGGCUACAUCGAGCUAUGGCAGCUAGAACAGCUGAUGCGAGGAGCGCCGAUCGGGGGCUACAGCCGCGAUCUCCAGCAGCUCAACUACAGCCAGACGCUGGUGGCGCCGCGGCGGCGGAAUCCAAUCCGCGCCUUGUCGCGCACCACCAGGAACUACGUGAGCGAGCACUGGCAGAGGAUCUGGGUGGUGUCGGUGUGGCUGGCGGCCAUGGUGGCGCUCUUCACCUGGAAGUUCGUGCAGUACAAGAACCGUGCCGCGUUUGAGAUCAUGGGCUACUGCGUGUGCGCCGCCAAGGGAGCCGCGGAGACGCUCAAGCUCAACAUGGCGCUCAUCUUGCUCCCGGUUUGUAGGAACCUCAUCACCACCUUGCGAUCGACAUGGCUGGGCCUCGUCGUCCCUUUCGACGACAACAUCAACUUCCACAAAGCGAUUACUAUCGGGAUUGCUUUCGGAGUUAUCAUCCAUGGCGGUGUCCACCUUGCCUGCGACUUCCCCCGGAUCGUGCAAGCCUCGGACGAGGAUUUUAACGCCAAGAUUGGCCGCGGCUGGCACUACGAGAAGCCGAGCUACAUGGACAUUGUCAAGUCGGUGACGGGGAUCACCGGGAUCAUCAUGGUGGUGCUCAUGAUCAUUGCCUUCACGCUCGCCACCCGCUGGUUCCGCCGGAGCCUCGUUAAGUUACCAUGGCCCUUCCAUCGCCUUACUGGGUUCAACGCCUUUUGGUACUCGCACCACCUCUUUGUCAUCGUCUACGUCUGUCUCAUCGUCCACAGCUUCAAGCUCUUCUUGAGCUUCAAGUUCAAGGAUAAAACCACUUGGAUGUACCUCAGCGUGCCGUUGCUUCUUUACACCGGGGAGCGAACUUUGAGAUACUUUCGAUCAGGGAAUUACUCUGUACAGAUUCUCAAGGCUGCGAUCUACACUGGAAACGUAUUGGCUUUGCACAUGACGAAGCCACCUGGGUUCAAGUAUAAAAGCGGCAUGUAUCUCUUCCUUAAAUGCCCAGCAAUCUCACCGUUCGAGUGGCAUCCGUUUUCCAUAACCUCCGCCCCUGGAGACGACUUCGUGAGCGUACAUAUCCGAGUUCUUGGCGACUGGACGCAGGAGAUGAAGCGAAUCUUCUCCGAGGUGUGUGAGCCACCGAUUGGAAACAAGAGUGGCCUUCUCCGAGCCGAGUACAUCGUUGGCGCGGCGUCGCGGAACAAGUUUCCAAAGCUGUUGAUCGACGGGCCUUACGGAGCUCCGGCGCAGGACUACCGGAAGUACGAUGUGUUGCUACUGGUCGGACUGGGCAUUGGAGCCACCCCGUUCAUCAGCAUCCUCCGGGACAUGCUCAACCACAUCAAAACUUCCGACCACCCAUCGCCAAGCGACUCCGUCCACAUUGACAUGAUCCGGGCCAUGGAGAGCCCGCGGAGGCGAAAGAGGCGAGGCCCGACCAACGCUUACUUCUACUGGGUGACGAGAGAGCAGGGAUCUUUCGACUGGUUCAAAGGCGUGAUGAAUGAAGUUGCCGAGAUCGAUCAAAAGGCUGUGAUUGAGAUGCACAACUAUUUGACGAGCGUUUACGAGGAGGGCGACGCAAGGUCUGCGUUGAUCACCAUGGUCCAAGCUCUCCACCAUGCCAAGAAUGGUGUGGACAUUGUCUCGGGAACCAGAGUACGCACGCACUUUGCCAAGCCAAACUGGAGGAAAGUAUUCUCCAGGCUCGCAAGCACGCAUCCGGAUUCUAGAAUUGGUGUAUUCUUUUGCGGAUCGUCUCUUCUGGCCAAAGAGCUGGACCAGAUAUCGCGCGAGUACACGUAUCAGACGAGCACCAGAUUUGAGUUCCACAAAGAACACUUCUAAAAGAAGGAAGCAAAGGCGAAAGCUUUGUGUAUAGAGAUACAGCACACGCAUACACACAAUUAUUUACGAAGGAGCGAACAAAGCAACACUCCUUUUCAGUCGAAAAACGAUCGACACUCGAUGUACAGAAGUACCAACAUCGCAGAAAAAGAAUUUUGUAAGUCAAAGGGGACUCCUUUUUUCUCUCUCGAGUUUAUAGUCCAUGUAGAAUUGAGUCGAAUUGUUUUGCAAGGAUCGAGUCAAAUUGGCUGCUGCGAAUACGAUCCAUCUUUUGUCGUCUCCAGUUCGUUUCUAGCUGUAGAAACACGGAGAAAAGAAGCGAACGCGCACACAGCGCAGUGUUAUGAAGAACACGACGCGAUGGGCAGAAAGAACAGGAACGUUCUUUUUUUUCUUUUCUUUUCUGCUUUAUUUAACAAUAUUGUUAUUCUUUACUAAUUCCUUUCAUGGGGAAUAACUAUUCUUAAAAUCCUUUUUCUUUUUC